This is a messenger RNA of Trachemys scripta elegans, 4281 nucleotides long. It is a transcript of the gene MIIP, whose product is annotated as migration and invasion inhibitory protein. Gene Ontology annotation, biological process: negative regulation of cell migration; negative regulation of G2/M transition of mitotic cell cycle. The record is from RefSeq and is a predicted model, not a curated record. The transcript is spliced from 11 exons. Bases 89 to 1501 code for a protein of 470 amino acids. NCBI's taxonomy places the organism in Eukaryota, Metazoa, Chordata, Testudines, Emydidae.
AUGCUGGGGACGGGCGCCCUGGCCAAUCAGGAGGCGGCUGGGGGGUGGCUUUUUGCUACAAACCAGAAAGCGACUGGAGGGGACCGUCAUGCAGAAGAUGGAGUCGGAGCAACUGGAGAGGCUGCGUCAUGCAAACCAAGACCUUCUGCAAAGGCUCAAGGUGAAGCAGGAAGAAAUCAAGAAAAGACUUCCUCGCAAGCCACUGUCUUCAUCCUCUCUUUCCAGAAGAACAACUCCUGCAGAGAGAGCUGUCCCUGUUCCUAAGAGAGGGAAGGAGAACCAAGUCCGUGCGACGAAGGGCACACCGGACCCCGUGACGCUAGUGUCUGUGGAACCCGGAGCCAGCACAGCCAGGGCAGCCCUUCAUUCGCCAUUGAAACCCGCAGCGUGCGGCAGGGAGGGGAGGGGUGUGCUGCACCGCAGAGCGGGGGCGCAUCCGGGUUCCCCCAGGGCAGAACGAAGCUUCUCACCGGCAGCAUCCCUCACCACAGAAACCUCCAGAGUGACCAGAGACGGCAAUGCCCUGAGAAACCCAGGGGAAGAAUCCAUCCCUGUGAAACACAGAGAGAGCAGACAGCAAUCCACCGUGCUCCAUGGAGCCCCGGAGAGGGGCGGGCCAAGGGCUGAGGCAGAGACGGUGCUGGGCAGGACCCCAGCAGAAGGGAAUGGCCGGCAGCAAACGGCCAUUAGAGACUCCAGGACUCCCAAAUCAAUCCUGCUGACACCUGGGGGGAAAGAAGUCAAGAAGGAAGCAGGCCGAGUGACUUUUCUGUCAGACCCUGAGGAAUACACCAUCCCCGCCGAUAGCUGGUCAGCACGUCCUUUCUUGGGGUACGACUGGAUUGCAGGGCUGCUGGAGACGGACUCGUCGUUGUCUGAGAAAUCUGAGCAGUACUUCUCUGAGCUACGGGAGUUCCGGCAGGUGAACAAGGAAGCGUGUGUCCAUGAGGAAGACCUGGGGCCAGAGGCACCGGAUUACUUGGCUCCUGAACAAGAAGCAGAUUCGGUUUCCAGUUCCCAUCAGUGUGUUUAUUGCUAUCGAUUAAACAGGCGCCUGUUUACAGUCCCUGUGGAUUCCCAGUCUGCCUGCCCCGUGUGUAAGACCCCGAGAGCCCGACGGCCUCCGGAGACGCUGGAGGAACCAGCCUACGUCAGGGUCAGCAUUCCCAGGUCCACCCUCCUGCCUGCCUAUAAGUACAAAAUCCAUCGCAGGAAGAGCUUUGAACCAGCAGACGAUCUGGCUUUACCCUCGCACUGCCUGGCCGGUUGGGAGAACGUCGUCCCUUCCAGCAGCCCCACGCUUAGCAGUUUGGAUCUGCGAACUUCACUGCAACAAAAGCCCACUGACCAUUCUCACCUGACCUUGGUGUCCCGAAUGUCCGGAGGAACCAGAACGGACCAGCUCCUAAACCUGUCCCGCUCAGCUCAUUUCAGACUUAGUAAUGCUUCUCGGCAGAGAGCUCCAGACAAGCCACUGUGCUACAGAGCAACUCCUAAUUAAAGUCCUACUGUCUCAACCGUAUGAGCUGCUGACCUGAUUACCCAGGGCCCAUGGGGGAUACUGGGAGUGAGUAAAAAUGAUGGUGUUUGCCUAAAAAUGAACCUUUAGAGGAGGGAUUUUUUCCGAGCCCUGCAAGUGCAAACGCCCUCGCAAAAAUCCGCAUGCACGUGUGUGUUGGAAUUGUGCAAGCUGCGAUUAGACAAUGGCAGAAAUUGCUUGCAGUUGGCCAGUUUUGGCCUCUAACCGGCCCUUUGUACAUACAAUCACCGCAGUUGUGCUUUCCCAUCCAGGGAUGUAAACUAAGUGUAAGUGGUCAGUUGCUAUAAGAGACAUCUGGUAGGGUUGAGAAAACAGGAUGACUAGUCCUGUUCCCUGUAAUAGAACAGCCAUUGGGUGUAUUGCAAUAGACACGUACAGAGCGUUCAUCCGCCCAACUCAUAAAAGUGAUACGGUUGACUCAUCAAACCAAGAAUUCUGACUCUCUGGACAAGAAGUUGGGUCUGUAAGCUGCAGCAUGAGUUCUAAGUUCUUAGGGAUCUCUACUGUCCUUCUGAGCCCAGUGCAUGGUCCUGCCCCCGCUGCUGUCAAUGGGAGCUUUGCCACGGAUUCCAGAAGUGUAGGAUCAUACCCUACGGGUAACAUACUGCUGUUCUCCCAGUAAUGUCUGCCAUUUAGAACACUCCCCCUUCCAUAGCCUAUUAUCACUUCUGCCUAUCCCCAAACUGCUCUGUUUCCCACCCUCCCUGCCCAUGUAUCUGAUUUGACUCUCCACAGGGGAUCAGCUUUUCCACUGGAACAACUGGCAGCCCUGGGUCUGCAUGUGCGAGAUACACAAACAGGCACGAAUCCGGCACUUUGUGGUUUCGGCUGAAAACGUCACCGUGAACCUGAAGACUGCUGAAUUCUGGGAGGAAAAGGCCUGCUCCUUGCUGGAUUGUAUCAUGUGCAAGCCGGAGGAGUGUCCGGGCAGUCCUAGGCUAUCUGGCUUCUUGCCCCAAUUCGAACAUCUCUCCGUUUCAAAGCCCAGCAACGCUAACCCACCUCCCAUGAGCAUCACUGACUUCGAAUCUUAUGAGAGUCUCCCAGUGGUGGAUGACACAGGUGAGAAGUAAUGGCCUAGAGGGGAGUGAGGUGUAACUUUCUGAUGAUUGUGCUGUACUCUGCAGCAACAGACAGGACAGGAUUGAGGACAAGGCUUGCAGAGCACAUGGCAAGAUGGAGCAGAAGGAAUACAUGCUGCUGGAGCAACUGCUUGAACUGGACUAGAGAAUCUGGGCUGGAUGACUAAGGGCUGCAUUGUAUGACUCAGAACUGGUCAGCUGAGUUUGAAUAAAGUUAAAUGGAAAUGUAAUCAUCUUUGGAAAGUUAACUUUGCCUUUCCCCAUCUCGUGCGGCUCUCGUAUAUGAAAGAAACCUCUGGGCCAAAGGCAGAGCUGGCAUAAACCUGUCGAGAUGCACCCCCCAUAGCCGGUCUGAAUUUGGCCCUGCAUUUGGUUUCUAUUUAUCCUGCCCUUGCCUCCUCACUGCAGCAGUCUGGAAACGCUGCCCACUCGGGGAACUUUUUACCCUGGGUAUUGUGGUAACAAGUCCAAUGAUACGGUGUUGGCCCAGUUGGACAUUAGAACCAUCUCUGAUUGCCCAAGUGAGCCUUAGAGCCCCUUCCUCCACUGACUGGACCAGGCCCCAAUAUGGUCUUCAUUUCUUGAGCAGCAGGAGGGCCCUUUCCUCAUUAACAGGACGAGGCUCCAGAGCCAGACCAGACCCUAGGACCGUUCUCUCUCCUUACUUAGCUGAACUGGGCCCCAGCUCUCUCUCUGUUCCCUCUUUUGCUAGGUUGGUCACGAAACUUUUUCCUCUCUCAGUAACUGCACUAUUCCUCUUGCCCAGUCAGCGUAUGCAAGGAGAGAGGCUAGGAACCCUCUACUGAAUGGGCUGGACAUGGAUUUCUCUCAUGCCUCUCUGACUGUGUCCUGGGAUCUCCUUCCCAAGUACAAGACGGGAUUAUAUGUUCAGGAGCCAGGCUCUGAUCCCAUUUUCAUGGGGUAAAACUGGAGUAACGCCACCGAUACUGAUGCAAUGACUCUGGAUUUCUGUUGGCGUGAUUGCAAUCACAAUUCUGUUAAUCAGAAUGGAAUUAACUAGUUCUGGGUAAGAACAAGACUCCUUUAGCCCUUUUUGGUAACUGACUAAUUGCAGUUAGUUGGCCAAAUCCUCCACUGGUGUAAAAUGGACAUAAGUCCACUGAUGUCAACAGGGCUACGCUGAUUGACCCCAGCUAAGGAUAUGGCCCACUGUUGCACGUUGAGUAGCUUUCAAAAUGUCUGCCAAGCCCUUUUGACUAUUUGAAUCCCACCCUCUGAUCACCAAAUGUCUUUUCCUUCCUUCCCUCCCUCCUCCCCCCACAUACUUCAUUACGCAGAACAUUCUCAUGCAGACCUGCUGGCUCAGAGCAUCCGGGGCUAUACUCCGGUGUUGCCCUCAGCAACAGGAGUGUAUCUUUGUAGGAGACUUAAUCCCUCCCCCCCCCCCCGUUAGUCACAGAACCCCCCAAUCCUGCCCCCAUGCUACCCUGGCCUCCAGUUAUCCCCAUUCUUGUGCUCUCGGAGCCUUUGUGUGUGUUUGGGAACUAAGCUUUCCACAGAGGGCACCGUCUCAGAGUCUUUUUCUUUCUUUUGAGCCUAAUUCAUCACACCAGGGGGGAGGGAUAGCUCAGUGGUUUGAGCACUGGCCUGCUAAACCCAGGGUUGUGAGUUCAAGCCUUGAGGGGGCCUCUUAGGGAU